Corylus avellana is the source of this 639-nucleotide messenger RNA. Lineage: Eukaryota; Viridiplantae; Streptophyta; Magnoliopsida; Fagales; Betulaceae. The record is from RefSeq and is a predicted model, not a curated record.
AACGUCGCGAAGGUCGACAAGGUCGAGGGCAAGGCCUACGUCAACGUCGCGAAGGUCGACAAGGUCGAGGGCAAGGCCUACGUCAACGUGCGCAAGGGGAAGAUCAUCCCCGGCUACGAGAUCAGCCUUACGCUCGCCUGGGAAGGCGAGGCCAAGGACGCCGACGGCAAGUCCUUGCUCAAGGCCGAUGGGCUUGUCGAGAUCCCCUACAUCGCCGACGAGAACGCUGACGAGGACCCGGACCUGAGGGUCUCGGUCAAGGAUGAGGGACCCAUUGGGAAGAGGCUCAAGGAGGCCAUGCUGGCCAAAGGGAAGCCCUUGAUUUUGGAGAAGGUCAGGGUCUACGUGGAGAGCAUGGCUAAAGGUGGGCCUGCCAAGGAAGAUUUGGAGAUCAAGAAUGUCGCGCCCAAGGCUCAGCCCGCGGAUUCUCCUGCGGCGGCGACCACGGCGAAGCCAAAGGAGCCGGUGGUGGAGAAGAAGAAGGAGGCGAAGAAGAAGGGGUUCAAGACGAUAACUUUGACGGAGAAGUUUAGCUGUAGAGCGGGGGCUGUGUAUGAGAUUCUGAUGGAUGAGAAUCGGUGGAAGGGUUUUACGCAGAGCAAUGCGAGGAUUAGCAAAGAAAAAACAGUAAAACAGUAA